This is a messenger RNA of Harpia harpyja (harpy eagle), 2022 nucleotides long. It is a transcript of the gene PRR19, whose product is annotated as proline rich 19. The coding region runs from base 1 to 2022 and encodes 673 amino acids. Lineage: Eukaryota; Metazoa; Chordata; Aves; Accipitriformes; Accipitridae. The record is from RefSeq and is a predicted model, not a curated record. The transcript is spliced from 7 exons.
AUGAAGCCACCUCCCUCCCAUUGCAGCUCCUCACCUUCCCUCAACUGCCAGGGCAGGCACCGUGGGCUCCCUGGGGUGGUGGUCCCCCCUGUGCUGCACCUCGAGCUGCGGUGCACUCUCCCGCUGCACGAGACCUUCCCGCCGCCGCGCCCCCAGCCAAUCAGCGGCGGGCGCCUCGAGGCCGGGGACCAAUCCGCGGGCAGCGCGGGAAAGGCGAACCCCCCCUCCCCCCCCCAGGGCUCGCGCGCGCGAGCGGCUGGUUUCCAACGGCCGAGGCGCGAGGACCGGCCCCGCCGCUCGCCGCCCGAAGGCCCCGCCCCUUUCGCCAGUGGGCGGGGCCUGUCGGGCCGUUGGCAGCGGUCGGAGCUGGCAGCCGCUGCCAUGAGCCACCGCAGGAGCAGAGGGGACAUCAGGGAUGUGGGGGACCCCCACCCGCGGAGGGGCCCUCACCCCACUGGACCCAGACCUGGACCCGGCCGCAUCAAGCGCCGGAAAACCAAGCGGGAGCGGGACACUGCCAAAUUUGGCAGGAAGGUCCCCAGCGGGAGGCAGCGGGGGGCCGGACUCCCACCCCGCAGGCUGCUGCCCCUGUGGGGGGGCCGCCCCCCUGCCAGCCCCCUCCCAGCCCCCAAAACCAUCGUCAUCACCCAGAACCGCCUAUGCCAGCACCAGGGCAUGUUCAACCGGGAGGUGAAGUCGGUCAACGUCGAGCGACUGCUGAGCCCCUGUCCCGGGCAGGACUGCGGCCCCCAGGCACCCCAAACCGAGGGGGAGAAGGGGGUCCCCGCAGAGCUGCCCCUGCGGGAGCUGGCCGGCCGGCUCCGCGCCAUCCUGGGGCACACCAUGGCUUUUCCAGGACGUGAUCUGGUGGGCGAGCGGCGCCAGGCCAUCCUGGCUGCCCUGCUCCACCGGCACCAGGCCCUGCCCGACCUGUCCCUCCUCCUGGCUCACCGGAAUCGGGGGGCAGAUGCUGCGCCCCCAGGUUGCUGGAGCCCUCGGACCCCUGAGCGGGAGCUGAGUGGUGGUGGGAGCGCAGAGCAGGGCGAUUUUGGGGAGCAGAAACAGAGCUGGGACACGACACCCCCCUACAGCAGCACCCCUGCCCCCUUGCAAGCCAUUGUGAAUAGGAGCCCGACCUACCCCGCCAGGCCAGGCACCCCCAGCCCCAUUUUUGGAGGCGACGGACAGAAGAGGGAGACCCCCUUCUCCUGGACAUCAGGCGAGGAGGACAACCCACGCCCCGACAGCCCGGCUCCGCUGUUCCAGCCCCCAGGAGAGAGGAUGCCAUCCUGGGGGGAUCCCCACCGGCACAGGGGGCCCCUGCCCCACGGCAGGGUCCUGCCCGGCUCCCCCCCCACCCGCGUCCCCCCUGGCUGCACCUGCAGGGAUCCCUCCUUCGCGCAGUCCCACGCCGCUCCGCAGCCCACCCCGGCGGCUUUCGGGGAGGAUGCUGGCGAGGGCUGCAGCUGGAGCCGCCGGCCGCCGAUUGCCCCGCCGUCUUUCAGCCCAGUCGCGCCGCAGCAUCGCCAUCCACCACACCGCUCCAUCACGGCGCAGCUUGCUCCCCGGUGCCUGGACCUGUGCUGCAGGACCAGCCUGGACGCCCAGACCCCCGACACCUGGAGCCCAGAGGCGUCGCGCCGGCUGGGCUUCGUGCCAGGCCGGCCAUAUGACGAGCGCCGAGCCCAGCGCUGUCACCACCACCCGCUCCGGCACCACCCGCUCCGGCAUGGCUCCCACCGCCUUGGGCGGCCAUCGGUGCCCCCGAGCCCCGGCACCUGCUGCUGGCAGCCGUCGCUGGAGCGCAGACCCCCCCCAGCAAGCCGCCGGCGGUGGGACUGGGAGGCCUGCUGGGAUGCGGCGGAGCCAAGGUGCCGUCGGGGCCUGGGGGAGCAGGGCUGGCUGCGGGCGCUCAGGCACCUGCCCCUCUCCUGCUUACCCCCCUCAGAGGCGCUGGAGCGGGACGGCUCCCCCCUGCCCAGUCGCGAGACCUGGGGCUGCCCCUGCGCGGGGCUGUACUGA